GCUCUGGAAGGUAUCCAUCUGCAGUCUCGACAAUUACAAGCCCGUGCCUCAGUUCCUGGUGGUCGAUGCCACUGACACCCUCAUCUCCGAUUGUAAGUACGCCGGAGCGGGAGGUAAAUCCACCGACAAAGAUGGCUCGAUGUUCGUGUCCGCCUAUGCAUCAGAUCAAAACCCAACAAAGAUGAAGCGCGACAACACUUGGACCGAAGCUUAUCGCAUUGAGAACGCCGCGCCCGAAAACUUCAAGCAGCAGGUCUUGAGUGCACUUCCCGGUGGCUCCAGCUGGGCACUAACCACAGAGCAAUCGCAAACCAAUAGGGUUGAGGCCAGUGUUUCGCUGUCUGAAGACUUCUUCACGAUUUUCUCGUCCAGCCAGUCAAUCACUUAUGGCUAUGAGAAGACCGUGUCUACCUCUACUACUCAAACCAUCAAUAACAACUGCGCGAACGAUCAGACAGGCACCCUCUUCUGGUACCCCUUGUUCACCCAACAUCAUGGUGGCUUCAGCGAGGGGCCUUCGCCCGUCGACAUUUAUGUUCCCGUUAGCGAAGGCGACGACGGUGCCGUAGGCAAAUACCAGGUCGUCUGCUCCGGCUAGAUGUACCAAGAGAUGUGUGGUAGAGGCUAUUCAAACGAUGAAAAGGUCAGGGAUUGAGAUGUUUCCUUUGUCUUAUCUUACGAGCUUUGUCACUCGCUU
This is a messenger RNA of Aureobasidium pullulans EXF-150, 697 nucleotides long. RefSeq lists its product as uncharacterized. Lineage: Eukaryota; Fungi; Ascomycota; Dothideomycetes; Dothideales; Saccotheciaceae. The transcript has 3 exons. The record is from RefSeq and is a predicted model, not a curated record. The coding region runs from base 140 to 598 and encodes 152 amino acids.